GGCAACGCUGGGCCGCAUAUGCAUGAAACUGGUGAUCGUGAUGGGUAUCACCUGGGUGGCGGACGUGGUCUCAUGGGCGGUCGGCGGGCCGCAGUACAUCUGGUACUUCACCGACUUAAUAAACGCUUUCCAAGGGGUGCUGAUUUUCGCGACGGUCGGUUGCCAGCCCCAGGUUAGAGCGGCGCUCAAGAGACUCUUCAGCAGAAAUCCGCAGACUAACGCCGGUAGGCAGGGUAACGGUCACAGCACGACCAGUCACGGGAUGCCCAGCAUGGGCGAUAGCGUUACGCAGAAUCCAAGUACCAAAACAGCGCCGUUGGAGACCAUCUGUUAG
Molecule: messenger RNA, 334 nt
Organism: Formica exsecta
Lineage: Eukaryota; Metazoa; Arthropoda; Insecta; Hymenoptera; Formicidae
Product: probable G-protein coupled receptor Mth-like 1
Exons: 1
Source: RefSeq, a predicted model, not a curated record